CGCGGCCUCUUCCUGUGUGACCGUCGGUGGCCCCCCGCUGCUGCUGCCCGUCAACACCGCGGCCGCCACGAGACGCCCGCGUUCGGGGUUUUAUUGUAAAACGGUUCGUCUGAGACGACAGCUGAGCGCCAGCGGCCCUCCGUCAUGCCGAUGUACCAGGUAAAGCCCGUCAGCGGGAGUCACGUGAAGACCGACUUACCGACCUGCAUGUACGCCGUACCGAACGUCCACGCGCUUCAGAAUGGUGAAGUGGAACCUGCAGUCAAAGCUCUGGAGGCCCGGCAGGAUGAGAUCAUGCGGAAGCUGUACGAGCUGAAAGCGGCUGUGGAGGGCCUGGCCAAGACGGUGACCACCCCAGAUGCUGAUCUGGACCUGACAGUCAGCAGCAGCAGCAGCCUCUCGUCCCAAAGCCCCACCUCCACGACCUUCAGAGGCACCACUGACCUGGACGCGCUUCUGGGAAAGGAUCUUGGUGCUCUCCGAGACAUCGUCAUAAACGCCAACCCGGCGCAGCCUCCGCUCACUCUGCUGGUGCUCCACAGUGUGCUGUGUCAGCGCUAUCGGGUUCUCUCUACCGUCCACGUCCACUCCUCGGCAUCCAGCGUGCCGCCACAGCUCCUGUCCUGCCUCGGCCCACGCCAUCCAGACAGCUACGCCCGCCAGAUGUUCCAGCUGGGCUUCACCCUCAUAUGGAAAGAUGUCCCCAAACUGCAGAUGAAGUUCAGCGUCCAGAACAUGUGUCCCGUCGAGGGUGAGGCCAACGUGGCGCGCUUCCUCUUCAAGCUGCUGUCUCCUUACCCCAGUGACCCCGCUGUUGCCACACUGGUGGACAGCUGGGUGGACACAGCCUUCUUCCAGCUGGCCGAGGGCAGUUCCAAGGAGCGGGCGACUGUCCUGCGGGCCCUUAACGCCGCUCUGGGCCGCAACCCCUGGCUGGCCGGGCCGGAGUUCUCCCUAGCCGACAUUGCCUGCUACUGCUGCGUGCUGCAAAGCGCCUCCGCCUCAUCCGCUCCCACUAAUGUCCAGCGCUGGAUCAAGGCCUGUGAGAACCUGGGCCACUUCGGCCCUGCCAAGUUGUAUCUAAAGUGAAUGGUGCCGGCACAGGACCAGAAACCAGAAGGGCGUCCAAGCCGAGUAAAGUGAGAGCAGGGCAUUAGAAUAUUUCAAUAUCCCGGCCGUGUCUGGAACACCCCCUAAUGCUCCCCCCCUUACAGUAACUUAUUACUGAACUGACAGACUCAGUAGAAGCAUUGUGGUUGCCGAUUAAAGUAACGUAUUUGUGUCAGCCGUGUUGCUUUUGUAUAUUAAGGCGAUUCUAAGGCUAUUUUUGCGAGGGGGGGAGCAUGAGAGGACACUAAAGACAACGGCGUGGUGACGGAUUAAAUCAAAGGUACUGACAGAAGUAACACACUCUGUACACUUUCCACCCACUGUGCCUAACAUCCUGUUCUAAAUGUGUGGUGACAGGUAUUACUAGGUGUUUUCAUGGGUAAUACUUUGCAGUUUUAUUUUAAAUCAUUAAAACCUCCACUUUGGAUCAAC
This is a messenger RNA of Gasterosteus aculeatus aculeatus (three-spined stickleback), 1542 nucleotides long. It is a transcript of the gene aimp2, whose product is annotated as aminoacyl tRNA synthetase complex interacting multifunctional protein 2. The record is from RefSeq and is a predicted model, not a curated record. Lineage: Eukaryota; Metazoa; Chordata; Actinopteri; Perciformes; Gasterosteidae. Gene Ontology annotation, cellular component: aminoacyl-tRNA synthetase multienzyme complex.